Molecule: messenger RNA, 564 nt
Organism: Diaporthe citri
Lineage: Eukaryota; Fungi; Ascomycota; Sordariomycetes; Diaporthales; Diaporthaceae
Exons: 1
Coding region: 1-564 (187 amino acids)
Biological process (GO): quinolinate metabolic process; 'de novo' NAD+ biosynthetic process from L-tryptophan
Cellular component (GO): cytoplasm
Molecular function (GO): 3-hydroxyanthranilate 3,4-dioxygenase activity; iron ion binding
Source: RefSeq, a predicted model, not a curated record
AUGAACGGCGACUCAACAGGCCACGCGGCCCUCCCGCCACCAAUGGCCUUCGCCUCGUGGCUGAGCAAGAACGAGAACCUUCUGCAGCCCCCGGUCAACAACUACUGUCUCUUCAGCGGCAAGGACAUGGUCCUCAUGGUCGUGGGCGGGCCCAACACGCGCAACGACUACCACGUGAACGAGACGGAGGAGUGGUUCUACCAGCUCAAGGGCGCCAUGUGCCUCAAGGUCGUGGAGAAGGACGCGGGGGGCAGAGAGUUCUUCAAGGACGUCGAGAUCAAGGAGGGCGAGAUGUUCCUGCUGCCGGGGAACACGCCGCACAACCCGGUGCGGUUUGCCGACACCAUUGGCCUGGUUAUGGAGAGGGUGAGGCCCGAGGGCAGCCUGGACCGGCUGAGGUGGUACUGCAAGAAGGGCGGCCACGAGGUGCCGACCAUCAUCAGGGAGGAGGUGUUCCACUGCACGGAUCUGGGAACCCAGCUGAAGCCGUUGAUUGAUAACUGGAGGGAGAACGAGAGCGUGAGGAAAUGUCCGGCGUGUGGCCAGGCCGAAGACCCUCAGUGA